Messenger RNA from Echinostoma caproni, 729 nucleotides. Lineage: Eukaryota; Metazoa; Platyhelminthes; Trematoda; Plagiorchiida; Echinostomatidae. The record is from the annotation of a GenBank genome assembly.
AUGUAUCAUUCUCCCAGUCUUUAUUGCUCUCAUUUGGAUUCAUUACUAUCUCAAGAGGACGUCACUCUUGAUGAUGUCCUCGCCGAUCCGAAUGUAGUGGACGAAUGCAAAGCGGAAAAUAAAUCUCUACUGGCAUUGUACGCCAUCACUCAGUCACACUAUUUAAAACAGUUGGUCGAACACAGUGUCUGCGGUCCGGAUCAAACAGUCCCCGUUACGGAUCAGUUUCGACGGUGUCAUGUGGCAUCUGAACUGCUCAGUUCUGGCGUACCACGGGUCAGUUUUGCCCUACUACGCGAUCCGGACUCGUUGGAUGUGCUGUACGAUCGUCUGCACGAUCGCGGCUUGACGCAUUUAUCGGCCAGUUUUGUAUACAGAAUAAUCUCCUCCCUUAUUCAAUGUAGCAGUGAUGAGAUGCACAAGUAUUUCGCCGAGAAAACGGAUUUGUCUGAAUGCAUUCUAGCCAAUAUAGACAAACCGUCCAUCUUAGAUUUAUUUUACAAUUUAGUUCAAUCCCCAACAAAUCCGGAGAUCAGUUUGCAACUUUCCGAUUCAACACUGGUCUCAGAUCUUAUCGGUUUGCUCUCCGUGGAACAACCUGACGAGACCCACGCGUCCGUGAUACAAUGCCUCUGUGGCCUGCUCGCCUCUUCGCGUGCUUCUCUUUUUCCUCUGUCCGAUAUGUACAUGACGCGCCGGAAUCGACUGCAGGAAAAGUUGGAGAGGUGA